Hirundo rustica (Barn swallow) is the source of this 770-nucleotide messenger RNA. Its product is annotated as double-headed protease inhibitor, submandibular gland-like. Bases 76 to 684 code for a protein of 202 amino acids. Gene Ontology annotation, molecular function: protein binding; serine-type endopeptidase inhibitor activity. The record is from RefSeq and is a predicted model, not a curated record. The transcript has 8 exons. Lineage: Eukaryota; Metazoa; Chordata; Aves; Passeriformes; Hirundinidae.
GGAGAAGGCUGAGAACCAUCCACGGACUCUCCGGCAACCGACCCACACGGAACAGCCGCUACCACCACCGCCAGCAUGAAGAUGGCCGUCUGUACUGCCCUUCUGGGGCUGGUCCUUCUCGGCUGCCUUUCUGAUCUUGCUGUUGCUCAAAGACGGGCCUCCUGCAGCGCCUACAUGCUGUCUGGAAAAACCAUGAACAUGGUCUGUCCCCGCAACUACGACCCGGUGUGUGGCACCAACGGCCGUACCUACCCCAACGAGUGCUCCCUCUGCAAGGAUGUCCUCCGCAACCGUGCUCUUGACAAGAAACACGAUGGAAGAUGCGUUAGGAUCGACUGUACUGGUUUCCUGAAGCCUGGCAGUGGUUUCAACAUACCCUGCACCAUGGAGUUCUCCCCCAUCUGCGGCACCAACGGCAUCACCUACAGGAACAAGUGCCACUUCUGUACCGCUGUGGCGAGCGGCCUGGAUGUGAACCUGCGGAGCUAUGGACAGUGCUUCCAGCAAAACACAAACACAAACAUCGACUGCAGCUCUCAGAAGGGCGCCAACCUCAUCUGCACCUCCGAGUACAACCCCCUGUGCGGCUCCGACGGCAGAACCUACGGAAACAAGUGCCAGUUCUGCAACGCUUUCUCACGCAGCGCUGGCUCUCUGUUUGUCAGGUACCAGGGCGAAUGCUAAGUGCUGGAGCUGGACCCCUCAACACGACAUUUCCCUCACAGAUUCUUCAAUCAAACAUGCUCUUCCUUGCUCCCUCAACUGUUACG